UAAAAUUUCUGUGUCAUGCUGUCAAGUGUCAUAUUAUCUGUCAUAUUGGCUUGCCGAGUUUCGCCCGCUGCGAAAUACGGAAUUUUCUAUUUUUAUCCGCAUCAGGAGACAAUAAAUACAAACAUUUAUGCAGUCCGACGAAGAAGACACUUCGUUGCAUUCAUGCUUCGACUCGCUAAAAACCGCCGUCAUGGGGUGCUGCUAUAGUAUUUGCCACAAAGACACGGAUCCACAGGAGAACACAGUGAACGAGAGGACUCAUCUACUAGAAGUGACGGAACAACAGCAGGAGACGCCGGUGCCGGCCGCGUCGGCGUCCACUCCGCCGCGCAAGCCUGACGAGCAGAGCGCGCUCAACAGGAUACUGCACGAGACUGCCACCAAUGUAAUCGACGUAGGCGCUCUAGGCCCAUACGCGCUGGAAGCGAGCGCGUACUCGGAGCGCGUUCGCGUGUACAGCGCGCGUGUGGCCGGGCUCCCUGCACCCGGGGCGCCGGCGCCGCGGCUGCUGGCUGAUCUGCCGCAUUCUGAGCGAGCCGCCCUGUUGGCCAGGCCUGCGCUGCCGGCUGAGGAUAAAGACUUUAUAACGAACGCUGUGAAGAAAGCGGCAGCUGCCAUUUCGGAGCUCCGAGUGGAACACCACGAGGACUUAGUGGUCCCGUUCAGGGUGCCAUAGCAGAGGCGAACGGCGUCGUACUGCGAGGACGAGCGCCCAUACUGACACGGACGCGAACGGCGGGGGACAUAGAUAGGUAAAUACAAUGAGAAAUUAGAAAAAAAACAUCAAAAAAUACUUUUCCGAAAAAAAGUUGCGCGAUUGUGGCGCGACAGUUGCGCAACUGUCGGGCAACUUUUAGUGUGAAAGCUGUAUUUUGGUGUGAAAAGGCCUCUAAAGUAAAGGACCAUUGUAAUUGGUGUUUAAUAUUUAUUGAAUGGUUUGUACUUUGCUGGACAGAAUUAAGUUUUUAUUAAAAAAGGCGGAUUUAGAGAGUACAUACUAUUAUCGACUUAUAAAGCCUGAUUCAUAAAAUACUUUAUUUUGAACUCUUAUCUGCCUUUUUAAAAUAAAAACUUAUUAUAGAUACCAAUAGCUGAAAAUGCAUUCAAUAUGACCAGUGCUGAGUACAUGUAUUGUUAUAAACUUGAAGGAAAAGACUAAUCCCGCCAUAUUUGAUAUCGGUCAAAACUGCUAGACUUUCAUAUAACUCAUAAGUUACUUUAACUAAAUAAACUGUCCUAUAAACUCCGACUUAAAAUUAUUUUAUCUUAGACUUCCGUCUCUCUCUGUUAAAUGUAUUUGCAAACUGAUGAGAAAGAGACAAAAAAGUCUGGCAUGUUAAAAAUAGCAGAAAACUUGCAAAUAUUAUUUGUGAGCAAGUCAAUGCAAUUUAGAACUGUGUAUUAGUAUGUAUAAAAUUAUCUUGUCUAACCUUUUUAUAUACUUUCAAUAUACAUAAUUUUAAUUUUUUUAUUACAUUCUUUCUUCUCAUUAAAUCUAUAAAAGUAAAAAUUUUCAACGAAAUUGUAAAUAACUUCGCGAAAUACUAUAUUGUUUAAUUAUUACCUAUAUUAUGUCUUGUUUUGCUGUUACAAAAAUCAUUAUUUCAAAAAUAGUGGGUGAAUUUAUAAUAUUCUAAAUUGUUAUCCGUUUACAACGAUUUUAUUGUUCUAUUCUAAAUGUUUGUAGGUCUAUGGUUCGUUUUUACAUAACUUUUGGCUAAAACUAGAACUUAUUAAUAUUUUAUAUUGGUCUAUAUUGUCUAGAAAUUGAUUUGUACCGCAUAGGACCAUUAUCAUAUCAUUUAUUCAAUAUUUACAAUAGAUUUAAGUUUUAUUGUAACCAGUAUUUUUUCUGUGUGAUAAAUGUAUGUUCCACCUUGUUUUGAAAAUCUUGUUAACAGGAAUAGUUAUACUGGUAAUUUAAGACGGUUUUGACAUCCAUAAUUCAAUAAGUUGCGCAACAGUGGCGCAACAUCGUGCCACCUUUUUCUGUGGAGUAAUGUAACAUCACUUUUAAAAAUACCAGUGUGAUUUUAGCUCAAGUUCCUUUUGCAAAUAUGGUCGGUUAACAAACCUUUUUACUGAAUACAAUGCGAUCAAAAUGAGAAUAAGUAUUUACGAAAAUAAUUGCUAGUUUAUACCUCUAUAGUUAAUAUGCUUAUGCAAAUUUUAAUCGCCUUGUAUAAACAAUAAUAAAUUGCCAUUUGCAAAUUUUUUUACGCCGGUAUUCAAAACACGGUGAAACAUUUUCUGCUAAGCACAAUAUUUAUGUUUUAAUUUCAGUUUAUUCUUUUUUGCCUAGGCAAGUUUCGCAUUAUAAAUAAAACUAGACUUAUUAACAUGAUAUUAUUUUGUACCGAGACAAUCUUUUGACAGUCUAAUUAAUGUUGCUCUGAUAAAAACGACAAUUUACUCCAUAAUUAUUAUUAUAUUUGAUUCGAAGUUAAUUCCUGCAGUCAUGUUUCAGUUUAUUUUUGUGUGUAAACUAAAAUUUUGACUAAUAUCCUAAAUUAGAACCAAAAAGUCUUCAUUGACAAAAUGUAGCGACUGAACCUUUUUUAGAGAAACAAAAAUCAAUUAAUAAUUUCAAGCGAUUUUCAUUCGUAUUAAUUUUGCCAUUAGAACUCAAUUUUGCGUAGCAAGCGGUAAGUUUCUAUCAUGAUAUCAAUCAAAUAUGAACUUUAGAUUAUUGCUAUAAAGAUCGUAAUCAUUUCAACACUUUGUGUGCCUCAAUGCCGCUCUUAAACCACCUAAAAAAUUAUUAAUUGAUUUUGUAUUUUGUUUCUCUAAAUAAGGCGGUCUUGUAAACCUGCGACUAGUCUUGCAUAUCUGCGAUUAAUCGCAAGUUUGCGUCUAUUUAUUAUUAUUAACGAUGUGUAAUUGUAAAUAACCGAUUUAAGCCUAAACUUACAUCUGUGAUGCAGAUUGUCUAUGUGUUAUUGUCGUGGGCUUAUUGUGUUUCAUAGUUAUAACGUGGCUGCUUUGAUUAUUUUGCAAAAACGAAAAAAAGUUAAUCAUUUUCCACUGGGCAGGACAAUUUAUUUCAGUGAUGUGAAAGAGGUUCCUUAAAAACAUUUUGGUAACUUGCAAAUAAUCAAAGCAGUAACGUGUAGAUAACAAGAUGACUGACUGAAUGUAGUUAGUUUUAUCAUAAUGUAUAGAGAAUAUAAAGCCAGGUAGAAUAUCCACAAGUUUCACUCUGCUAAUACAAAAUGAACCUUAUAUCGAUAGAAUUAGGAUAUAUUUUGUGUUAGCUGGUAAACUUGGAGAUAUUUUAUCCAGCUAAAAUACGUGUAUAGAAUUUUGCUACAUAUAAAGAGAGCUUAUAAUUGAUUUAAAUGUUAUCCCGAUGCCAUGUAACAUGUUUUGUAUAUAUGCAUGUGACGUCUUGCGUUUUUUUUGUCGCGUACGUGAGUGCGUGACCGCCCUAAUAGUAAGAAGUUUCAAUUUUAAGUUUAUGUUUGGAAUGAUAAAGUCUUGUUUAAAUGGAGCGAUUUUUAGUCAGUAUAAUACGUUUUUUAAGGACUUUUUGUGAGAGAAAAGAAUUGAUUAAAGUUAUUGGAAAAUUUUGACAGUCGUUAAACGAGUGUUGCCAUCUACAGUUUUCGAAAAGUGACUAAAAAUUGUUCCGUUUUUUUGGGAAUGUCUACGCUAUUUUGACAAUGCGUAGGAAUGUAAGAAUUAUUAACUGUUUUAUUAUUAUUGAGGAAUACCAGUUAUUUUGUCAUGCACACCAUUAAUGUAUAGUAAUAAAGUUAUUAUAAAUUUAUAUUUAAA
Molecule: messenger RNA, 3777 nt
Organism: Helicoverpa armigera (cotton bollworm)
Lineage: Eukaryota; Metazoa; Arthropoda; Insecta; Lepidoptera; Noctuidae
Gene: Lamtor1
Exons: 4
Coding region: 128-676 (182 amino acids)
Biological process (GO): endosomal transport; cellular response to amino acid stimulus; positive regulation of TOR signaling
Cellular component (GO): membrane raft; late endosome membrane; Ragulator complex
Molecular function (GO): guanyl-nucleotide exchange factor activity; molecular adaptor activity
Source: RefSeq, a predicted model, not a curated record